Messenger RNA from Fukomys damarensis (Damara mole-rat), 2489 nucleotides. It is a transcript of the gene Mxra8, whose product is annotated as matrix remodeling associated 8. The transcript has 4 exons. Gene Ontology annotation, biological process: cell adhesion; establishment of glial blood-brain barrier. Gene Ontology annotation, cellular component: cell surface; membrane. The coding region runs from base 2196 to 2489 and encodes 97 amino acids. NCBI's taxonomy places the organism in Eukaryota, Metazoa, Chordata, Mammalia, Rodentia, Bathyergidae. The record is from RefSeq and is a predicted model, not a curated record.
UUUUUUCACAUAUUCAUUUGUUGUGCAGUGCUGGGAAUUGAACCCAGGGCCUUGUGCAUGCAGGCAGGCACUCCACCAUCAGCCCAUAGUGUGGGUCCUUAUGGAUGAACAGAGUGUGAGGCUCUGCCUGUCUUGUCUGUGCAGUGUCUGGGUCUGAAUGAAUCUGUGGGAUCAUCUGAGGCAGAGGGAGAGACACAGUGAGAGAGAGAGAGAGAGAGAGAGAGUGUGUGUGUGUGUGUGUGUAGCUGUCUGGUUGUGUUUCUGUUCCUGUGGUUUUUCUUCUUGAUGAGCUGGGCUUCCUGGAAUGUCCAAGUCACUGGAAAUGGGUGCCAACAUUAGGCUCCCCGCCUUUGAGUUCCCGCCUGCCACACCCCCAGCAGGGAGGAGGUGGGCCCAGGCUUUGCUGGGGGCUGAGCCAGGGCUUUGGCUUUGUCCUGGGCUGUCCUUUUCCUGUAGUGAUGAAGAUGCUGGAAAUCGAGCUCCAUGGUCACAGUGCAUGAGAGAGUAGACAGACCAAGCCUUUUGCUGUGGGAGGGGCAGGUGGCCUGGUUGGCAGUCCUGGCCGACUGCCCACUGGUCCUUUCCUCUCCUGUCUGUUUCCUGCUGUCUGCCUGGGUUCCACUGGCCAAAAGCCCAGGGGGCAGGAUGGUGGGGAUGAGGAGUGUCCAAGGGGUCAGGAUUAGCCAGAUGUCUGCAUCUGGCUUGUGAGUUUUUUUUGUUGCUGUUGUUUUGAGACAGGGUCUCACUAUGUAGCCCAGGCCGACCUCAAAGUCAAGGUGAUCCUCCUUCCUCAGUCUCCUGAGUGCUGGGAUUACAAGAAUACGUGACCACGCCUGGCUCAGGCUUGCGACUUGGCCCUGGACUAUGGGAUCUGCAGCUCGAGGCUGCUGCAACAGAGACCAGGGACAUCAGGGGGCACCUGGAAUAAAAAGAGGUUGGGACCAGGCACCCCAGCUCCUGCUAGCUCAGGCCCUCUCUGCCCAACCUGGCCAGCCCUGGAUGUCUCUCCUCCACCCUCUGGGAGACACUGAGAACACAAGAGAGCCUGCAGGGAUGGUGGCGCAACAAGGGAGGAUGGAGACACAGCAGAGGUCCCCGGAGGAGGGGCUGCUCACUAAUAGAAACCAGUUAGAAAAACAGGAGGAGUGGCCAGGCAGGGCCAGGCGGUUUUGAGGAUGGCUGGGUGGGGCCUGUUUUUCCAAAAUGAAGGCCCAGGGAAGAGCAGGGCUGGAGCCAAGCUCAGUACAAUUCCAGUUUAGGAAGGGGCUCAUCCAGGCCUGGGGGGCUUCUUUGUACUUAUAGCUGGUCCUCCCUGUGUCCCAAAGCUCCCUCCCUAUGCAGCAGUGGGUGGAGGUGGGAGACUUAUCCAAGGACCUGGGGACAGGGUAGGGUUCAAGGAUGCGACCCCUGGGCCCCAGAGACUGGGUGGUGUGGUUUUUUGUGGCUGUUUGAUUUUCCCUUUUUCUCUUUGUCUUGAGGUCUGCCUAAUGAGCAGGAGUGGGUUUGGUGCACAGUGCUUGGUGUGUUAUUUUGAGUUUGUUUAUGUGUCUUUGUAAGUUUUCCCAGAGCUUUUAAAUCUGUGCCUCCUGUGGGAAGGAGGAUCCCCUCCUUGUCUCCCCAGGAUCUCCCAGGAGCUUCAGGGACACGAGGCCGGGCCCCAGCAGGUGGGUGCCCUGUUGGCCUCACCCUAGGGUCCUUGGCUGCUGCUCUGGGUCCUAGAGACCACCUGUCAGCAGUGCUCAUCCUUUUCCUAAGUGAGCCCACUUCCCAGUCUAACAGGGAGGGAAUAGGGUGAGCAGGCAGAAAGCAGCUGGGCUCCUGCAGGCCUUGGGGAGCAGGGUGCCUUUAAGAGGUUGCCAGAGUGGGGGGGCAUGGGGCACUCAUCCCAGCAGGACAGGAGGGUCUCAGAUGGCACUGACACCCACAUGGCCCUAGGGUCCUCACCCUUAGGCUGCCCUGUCCCUCCCAGGACUGGGGCCUGGUUGGGGGACUGAAAAGCUUGGCUAGCCUGGGCCUCAGAUGCUCCGGGGCCUGCCCCUCCCCACCAGACAGCUGGGACUGGGAGGCCAGGAGUGGGCGGGCAUAGACUGGCCCAGGACUGUGAUGUCACAGCGGUGCCGGAGGGGGAGGGGGUCGGCUGUUUUUCUGGAGUUAGAGUCAGAGCUAGACAAAGCAAGGGGCCAGAGACAGACGCCAUGGAGCUGUGGUCCCAAGUCCUGCUGUGGGAACUUGUGCUGCUACAGAGCUCCACUGUCCUUCUCUUCUCAGGGCCCUGGGGGCCUGCGACCAGCGACAGCUCAGUGGUGUCCGAGUCUGCAGUGACCUGGGAGGUGGGCAGCCAGGCGGUACUGCGCUGCCAGAGCCCCCGCAUGGUGUGGACGCAGGACCGACUGCAUGACCGCCAGCGCGUGGUGCACUGGGACCUAGGCGGCGGGCCGGGCCCCGCUGCCCCGCCCCGCCCCGGCCCCGCCCCGCCCCGCGCCCUCUAA